Messenger RNA from Aspergillus alliaceus, 648 nucleotides. RefSeq lists its product as uncharacterized. The transcript has a single exon. The record is from RefSeq and is a predicted model, not a curated record. NCBI's taxonomy places the organism in Eukaryota, Fungi, Ascomycota, Eurotiomycetes, Eurotiales, Aspergillaceae. Bases 1 to 648 code for a protein of 215 amino acids.
AUGACCCUCCAAGUCCCCCGAAAAUACCACUACCAGCAACAACAUCCAACCUUAGACUCAAACUCUCCGCCCCUAACACCACCACCACCACCAACCAACAUCCUACGGACCUGGUACAUAACUCGCUCCUCCAGCCCCUUCUGGGCCGACAAACGCAGUGUGACGAUCACUCUUUCCACAGACAAGAAUACGGGUCCUAUUCCCAUUAAAUCGCUCAGAACUACUACGACCACUACACCCACCCCCGUGAUAACCAAUACAACGUCAUAUCAGACCUUAUCCUCGGAGUCGGUGAAAUAUACCGCUGGUACGGACCGUGUCGUUCCUUUGGGGAGUAAGGACGGAAACGGGGAUGAAGGCUCGAUUACGAUGGAAUGGCGUGGGAGUGGGUGGUUAAGGAUUGCGAGUGCGCGGUGGGAAAUUUUGGGGUGGGGGGGAGAGGGGAAUGGGGAUGAGUGGAUGGUUGUUUUUGCUGAUAAGUCGAUGUUUACGCCAAUGGGGAUUAGUCUUUACUCUAGGAGCAAGGGGGGUGUUGGGGAGGAGGUCUGGGGUGGGAUUGAGAGGGGAUUGAAGGGGUUGGUGGAGUGUUCUGGGGAUGAGGAGUUUAAGGGGCUUGUGGAGGGGAUGAGAGUUGCUAGGCAGGAUUGA